This is a messenger RNA of Ogataea parapolymorpha DL-1, 438 nucleotides long. RefSeq lists its product as uncharacterized. Gene Ontology annotation, cellular component: prefoldin complex; cytoplasm. Gene Ontology annotation, biological process: protein folding; regulation of DNA-templated transcription. Lineage: Eukaryota; Fungi; Ascomycota; Pichiomycetes; Pichiales; Pichiaceae. The transcript is spliced from 2 exons. The record is from RefSeq and is a predicted model, not a curated record. Bases 1 to 438 code for a protein of 145 amino acids.
AUGAGCCAGAAGAUUGAUCUUACGAAACUUGAGCCCGAACAGAUCCUUGAAUUCAAACGCCAGCUGAACGGAGAGCUAGAGCACUUGGAAACUUCUUACCAGGCCCUAAAAACAGCACAGGCUAAAUACCAGGAUUGUGGGGAUAAUGUGCAACGAAUCAAUGCAAACGAUAAGAAGGCACUACUUGUACCAUUGACAUCUUCACUUUACGUUCCUGGGAAAGUUAAAGAUAGCGAUAAAUUUUUAAUUGAUGUUGGUACUGGCUACUACAUCGAGAAGACCACUGAACAAGCUCUGGAAUUUUUCCAAAACAGAUUGACAAAGCUGACGGAGGAUUCCAAAAAACUAUCACAAUUAAUUAAUGAAAAGCUCCAGGCUUUGGAGCGAGUGGAUAGCAUACUUAGAACAAAAAUUAUGGAAAGAGAAAAGAAGCAAUAA